AUGGAAACAAGUCAAGAGGAAAUCGAAAACAUUUUAGAUUCUACGCCGCCUUUUAGAAGCCAAGUUGCUGUCAAAUCUAUACCUUCUGUAAGUAGAGUUUCUUCAAUUCAAGAUGUUGAUAAAUCAAUACCAGAUGAUUUAAAUAUUGUUCUGAGAAACAAUAGUCCAGAGCCUGAAACUAUUUCAGACACUGAAGACAACGACGACGAUGACAACAAUGAUGAUUGA
Parnassius apollo (apollo) is the source of this 228-nucleotide messenger RNA. The record is from the annotation of a GenBank genome assembly. Lineage: Eukaryota; Metazoa; Arthropoda; Insecta; Lepidoptera; Papilionidae.